AUGUCCGCGGGGAAGCGCGGCUCCGACCCACUCGAGCGGGGCAGGGGCGGUGGACGAUGGGCGCCGCAGCGCAGCGACCCCCGACGCGUGGCCGCGGAGGAGGACCACGACGAGUACGAGGAGCGGCGGCGCCCCCACGACCAUCGCAGCCGCCAGCGCCAGCAGCAUCACCUCAGCAGCGGGGGCACGCGGCGCCCCAGCAGUCGGCACGAGCGGCGUCGCAAACGCAGCCGCGGCCUUCGCGCGGACUACGACAGCGCGAGUGACACGAGUGCGCCCAGCGGGGACUGGGAGGAGGCGCAGCAUCACUCGCAUCGCCGCCGCACACGGCAGCGGCGGGAGUCCUCGCCGCAUCGACGACAUCGUCACCGUCGCCGCUCCGCGUCGUCGUCGUCGUCGUGCGGGCGUGGCUCGCGUCGGCCGCAGCGUCAGCAGGAGCAGCGCCGGCCGGGGGACGAGGAGCCGCGCGGCACAGGGCGACGAGCCCGCAUCGAGGAAGAUGCCCCGCGGUCUGUCACCCCCACUGCGGCAGAGCGGCGUCAGCAACAGCUCCUCUCCGCGCUGGACAGCCAGCUUGCCUCCUAUCGAGGCCGUGGCCGUGGCGUCGUCGCGGCGAACUACAACGACGCAAGCAACGGCGGCAGGACGCAGCAUGAGGGACAGGGGCAGGGCGACGCCGCAGCUCCAUCUACACGCGUUGUGUUGUACGGCGUGGACCUGGGCGUGCAGCCGUGCCACCUGAACUCCAUGCUGGAGCAGCUCGUUGGGCGGCGGCCGUUAAGCGUCUUCCGCCCCGCCGCGGUGCUGCGGCAGUCUUUUUGCGACACGGCACCGACGGGUGAGGGAGCCUCGCCAGGGACACUGCCGGUUGGUGUUGGCGCAGACAGUUGUCUUCGCUUGGGGCUUUACGAUGUGGGUGGCGCCGGCGGCGUGGUGGUGAUGGAGCUGCCGCGGGAUGUUGUGCUUGUGGAGUCGGCCGUGGCGGCGCUGAACGGGGCGUACGUCAACGGAAGUCCCAUCGCGGCGGUGGCGGGGUGUUGA
Molecule: messenger RNA, 1041 nt
Organism: Trypanosoma conorhini
Lineage: Eukaryota; Euglenozoa; Kinetoplastea; Trypanosomatida; Trypanosomatidae
Exons: 1
Coding region: 1-1041 (346 amino acids)
Source: RefSeq, a predicted model, not a curated record